AUGUUAUAGGAUUAUAUAAAUAGAUUCCUUAUAACUUUUGAGUAGUACAAUUUAGAAUUGGCGAUUAUCAGACAGAGUGAACCAUUUAUAUGUCUCAUAUAAGUGAUAUCAGAUAGAAUCAAAUAAAAUAGAUAAAGGAUGAUCUUGAAAGUGGGAGCUUAAAUGUUGAUUCUUAGAUUAUUUAGAACUAUAAUAAACCCUACUUUCUUAAAGCAUAGUAAUAAUCUCAAAAUGAAUUAUUCUUAUUGUGAUUAUUAUUUUAAAGUAUAAAUUUGUUCUGCAUCUAACAAAUGA
Messenger RNA from Paramecium tetraurelia, 294 nucleotides. RefSeq lists its product as uncharacterized. NCBI's taxonomy places the organism in Eukaryota, Ciliophora, Oligohymenophorea, Peniculida, Parameciidae. The record is from RefSeq and is a predicted model, not a curated record. The transcript is spliced from 2 exons.